Bicyclus anynana (squinting bush brown) is the source of this 2474-nucleotide messenger RNA. RefSeq lists its product as uncharacterized. Lineage: Eukaryota; Metazoa; Arthropoda; Insecta; Lepidoptera; Nymphalidae. The record is from RefSeq and is a predicted model, not a curated record. Gene Ontology annotation, molecular function: oxidoreductase activity. The coding region runs from base 104 to 1177 and encodes 357 amino acids. The transcript has 9 exons.
GUUCAGUCGGCGACCUUGCGCGUCCGUUGCUUGACGUGUUCUGUGUGUUAUCAUUUUAUUUAUUUACUUGUUUCCAUUCUAUUUGUUACUAGCAAUUUGAGCAAUGGCCAGGGUAGCGACAACGGAGGCCCUCCGCUUCAUGACUGACUGCCUCAAAGCGGUUGGUGCUUCGGCUAAAGCGGCUCAACAACAGGCAGAGUUGCUCAUAGAAGCCGACCGCGUGGGACAUCCCAGUCAUGGACUCAAUAGAUUAGAAUUCUACAUAAACGACAUAUUGAGCGGAGACUGCAAGCCCAACAACCAGCCUCAGAUACUGAAGGAGAACGCGUCGACCGCCUGGGUGGACGCUAACUGCGUGCUCGGCGCCACCGCUAGCCACUUCGCCAUGGACAUUGCCAUCAAGAAGGCCAAGACCACUGGAGUUGGAUGGGUCACAGUUAAAGGUUCAAAUCACAACGGUAUGGCGGGAUACUGGGCAAAGAAGGCAGCUAAUGAAGGUUUAAUAGGAAUGGCUUUUACAAAUACCUCACCUUUACUCGCGCCCACUAGAAGUAAAAAGGCUGCCUUGGGUACAAAUCCCUUGUCUGUGGUGGCGCCGGCAGCGGAUGGGGAACAAUUCUACUUGGACAUGGCGACAACUGCCGUUGCCGUUGGAAAGAUAGAAAUGCAGAUGCGCAAAGGAGAAUCCAUACCAGACGGUUGGGCGCAAGACCCUAGCGGGACCACGACCAACGACGCAGAACUGGCUUUCAAGACUGGUUGUCUAAUGCCACUGGGCGGUAGAGAAGAAACUGCUGGCUACAAGGGCUUCGGUCUAGCUGCCAUGGUGGAACUGUUCUGUGGAAUCUCAUCAGGAGCGAAAUACGGCCACCACAUCCGUUCAUGGUCUCACCAGGGAGAGGGGGGCCCGGCUAACCUGGGGCACUGCUUCAUCGCUGUGGACCCUGAGAACUUCGCGCCGGGCUUCGGAGAUCGACUGACAGACUCUAUCCGACACUGGAGGGAGCUAGAACCAGCAGACAACAGUCUACCAGUCCUGGCUCCAGGCGACAAGGAGAAGAAAGCGGCUCAACUGACUGACUCACUGGGAACUGUGUCCUACGUCAAACAACAGAUACAGAGCAGCCAAGCGUUGGCGAAGAAGUUGCAAGUUAAACCUAUGGAAAUUGUGAACUGAUAAUAAUUAAGCACUCGUAUAUUUAGUAAAAACAAUAUUGUUCGUAUUUUUUGCAAAUAACAGAUAUGUAGUAAAAUGUUAUAAAAAGAGAGUCAGACAUACCUCAUUUUAUAGAGGUUUUUAAGCGACUUCAAAAAGGGAGGAGGUUAUCAAUUCGUCGGAAUCUUUUUUGAAUAAUCUUAUCUGUGGCCUUAUUACUCGUAUGUAUCUCAAUGUACCAUUCAAACAAUGACUCACUACAUCUAUUUUAGUCGUAUUUUCGUUUUUAUUAUCAUCUAACAUAUUUAUUUCUACGAAAUGACCUUGACUAGGCGAUUUUACAUCAAGUGGCAAUGAUGUUUUAUUUUAUCAAUCAUCUAAACAUGAAUACUUCAACUAAAUUACAUGAAUACCAGUUUUUUGUUUUUCGUUGAAAAAAAAUAUGUUAGAUAUUUGCAAACGAAAAUACGAUGGAAAACGAUGUAGUGCCUGAUUAUAUGAAUGGUACACCGAGAUACAUAUGUAAUAACCAUCGAUCUCCUAUUAAAAAGUGGAUGCACAAUUAACGACCAAAAAACGUCCCCACUCAAUGAGUGCCAAACACAACUUCUUGGCACUCAAUUCAAGUAAUCGCAUUUGCAAAUUCAACUUUAAACUGAAUUCUUAAGGUUGAAUUCGCUCAGAAUUUGGAAUUUUAUUGAAUAUUGGACUACAUUUAAAGUAUAACUUUUGUAUAAUUUUCUCUCGUUAUGUAUAAUUUUCUUUACAAAUAAUUCUAAAACUGUCAAAGCAAAAUUGGCCAGUUUUAAGUGAAAUUUUCUACAUGAUUGUGCGUCCUUCUAUUAUAAGAGAUCAAUGGUAAUAACCCUACGAUGUUGAUGAUGUAUGGCUAUCGGAGGCUCUCAGUUGUUCUUCUAUAAUUACAAUUUUUAUACUUUUUAUUAUAAUAAAUAUUGUUACGACCAAAACUGAAAAGACUGACUCCGGUUUAUUCCAUCGGUUUAAAUGGAUAUGCUACGGAAAUAAAAAAUACCGGUUUUAUUUUAAUACAUGUUUUGUAUAAAUUCUUUAGAUGACUAUCUAGUAGGUGCUUAUUUAUUAGGUAAUUAAUUAUUAUUUUUAGAUAAUUUUACAAACAGUAAACUCUAAAAAAAAAUAUGUAAUUCUGCGUGUUGUGAUUUUCGUUGAUGGUAAGUAUAUGAUUUUAUUAAUUUUCAAAAAGAUAUAUAUUACUAAAUUUUAUUACUUAUUUAUGUUAAUUUUUGUAAUGGUUGUGCUUUCUUACAAAUAAAUAAAUGAAAGAUAAUGUUGAAAUGGG